AUGACUGCUAUGCCUCAGGCCCUUGUAUUGUCCCGAGCUUCACCUGCAACUCCUGCUACUGAAAUUGCUGUCACGUCUCGGAAUCAUGCGACAGCCCCAAAUUAUGUCAGUAUAUGGGACCCAGAAAGCGUAGGCACCCACUUUAGAAAUGGCUCUAUAAGGUUAGCUAUUGAUGGGCUAUCACUAAACCACACUUGGUGA
This is a messenger RNA of Prunus armeniaca (apricot), 201 nucleotides long. Lineage: Eukaryota; Viridiplantae; Streptophyta; Magnoliopsida; Rosales; Rosaceae. The record is from the annotation of a GenBank genome assembly.